CAUUGACAUUUGACGUUUAUUUGGACGUGCAAGUUGAGUAUAACCUAGAAAAUAAACAAUCUCAUGCAUUUUAUUACUACAACAACCUAAAAUUGUUAUGAAAAUGGGUAAAAAAAGCAAAAAAUUAAAUAAAACACAAGAGAGUCACCUUCCAAUAUCCGACGAAGGAAAACUACAGUUAGAAAAAGGUGGUUUUCCGUCAGAAACCAAUAACAGUACACAUUCAGUGAAAAAAUCUAAAAAGAAUCGAAAACUAGACUUAAAUGGUAGUGUAGUAGAGGAUACACCUGCGCAAAUAAAAAGUGAAGAAAUAGAUGAAAGUAACACCCCAGUAGAUGGUGAAAUCAAAAAGAAAAAGAGAGAUUUGGUUAAUGAAGUUCAAAAUGAUAGUGAUAAUAACUUAAAUGCAGAUGAAGUCCAUAUCCCAAAGAAAAAAAAGAAGAAAAAUAAGGCAUUAGAAGAAGAUGUUAAACUGGAAUUAGAUGAAGUCCCUGAAAUGGAAAGUCAUAAACUACAAAAAGAUUCAAAGAAAAAGAAAAACAAGAAUAGUUCAGCAAAUGAGGUUAAAACUGAAGAAGACAUAAUACCCAAAAUAGAAAAUACAGAAACAAAGAAGAAAAGUAAAGCAAAGAGGGGGGCUCCAUCAUUGAAUGAUGAAGAGGCACAAGUGACAGAAGAAGACAUUGACAAGUUUAUUGAUGAGUUGAGUGAGGAAGACAACAAGCAAUAUGAAGACUGGGUCAAGUUACUAGAUGCCAGGCUUAGCAAGAAAACUAAAGCGGAGUAAAAAUGUACUAGUUCUUUUUUUAGCAUUAGUAAAAGGGUAAACAAUCUUGAUGUGUCUUUAUAUUGAGAAACACUUUUGAAAAGUAAGUCACGGCAAGUACGUAAUAGUUACUGAUUGUGAUUAAAACAAAAACGAUUUUCAAUUAAAAGACACAACAAGAUCGCAUAGUCUUUUACUAAUGUUAGAACAAAAGUACUAUAGCACUAAAAGCUACUAUGUGCGUAAAGUGUUCAAAAUUUUCUGCACAUGAAUGUAUACAUUUGUCUAUUGUAAUAAAAAUGCUUUGCACAGUUAACUUUGAGCACUUAGGGGUCAUCCAUUAAUUACGUCACACCAAUUUCUAGGUUUUUUGACCCCUCCCCCCCCUUGUCACACUUGGUCACAUUUGGCAAACCCCUCCCCCCCUAGUGUGACGUCACAUUUUUUCUACGAAAUCGCCAAAUCGAAUUAAGUAAGUACCUAAGUAUUAUUAAUAUUUUAUCAAAAUAUUUUUUAAGAUAUAAAUAUUAGUAAUUUUAUAACCCAAAACUGCUUAGAAAAGAAAAUUAAACGAUUAAAAACUAUUUUCGUUUUAAAAACUCUUGGAGGAUAUAACCAACGGAGACGCCAUGUCUAAAAUUUUCGGUACAAAAUAGUCUGCCGUUUUUUGCGGGGGAGGGGCACAUCAAAUGUAUAGGUACGUCAUGUCAGAUAAACGUCAGUCCAUACAUAUGGUUGACAUGAGGUUGACCAUUGGCCGCCUAUUUUCGACAGAGGGGAACGCCUGUUAAUGGCGGCUCCAUUGUUAAUUACUCCGAGUAAAAACUUGUUAUUUAAAUGUACAGCGAACUAAAUAAUUUAAAUAAAUUUUCGGUUACUGAUGAAGUUAAAGUGACGUCACAAAGUUUGUGUCUCCUCCCUCCCCCAUGUCACAAUAUGUCACAUUUUCUUGACCCCCUCCCUCCCCCUAAACGUGUGACGUAAUUAAUGGAUGACCCCUUAGUCUGUACACAGUGCUGCCUAAUGCAUUUAUUUACUAUUAGGUCAUUCACUUAAGCUUUUUUGUUAUGAUUCUGGAAUAAAUAUUAUAAAUAUUAUACCCCAAUAAAUAAUGUUUAUUUUUAGAAUGUUGGUA
This is a messenger RNA of Cydia fagiglandana, 1901 nucleotides long. RefSeq lists its product as uncharacterized. The record is from RefSeq and is a predicted model, not a curated record. NCBI's taxonomy places the organism in Eukaryota, Metazoa, Arthropoda, Insecta, Lepidoptera, Tortricidae. The transcript has a single exon. Bases 98 to 787 code for a protein of 229 amino acids.